UAAAGAGGUUUGGAGGGAUUCAGCGAAGAGCCUUGCUUCAAAAGCACACUCAUCCUCUUUAUCUCUCUCGAUUAAAGAAGAAAUUCUCAGGAAAAAAGAAAUCAAUCUUUCGGAGAAAAAGAACAGCCUCUGCAUUUGCUUAAAAUUAGGGAAAAAGCCUUAUUCUUUCCCUCUCUUUAUAACCUAAAUCAAUCCGGAAGGAAAUGGCGGAGAUAAACCCUAUGGAGCUGCUCCGAUCCAAUCUCUCUAGGGUUCGGAUCCCCGAACCUACCAAUCGCAUUUACAAGCAAGAAUGCUGCCUCUCUUUCGAUUCUCCGAGGUCAGAAGGAGGAUUGUUUGUUGAUAUGAAUACGUUUCUUGCAUUCGGGAAAGAUCAUGUGGCUUGGAAUUACGAGAAGACUGGAAAUCCUGUGUAUCUGCAUAUUAAGCAAACACAAAAGUUGGUUUCAGAAGAUAGGCCAUUGAAGAAACCCGCACUUUUGGCUAUUGGUAUUGAUGGUGGAUUUGACAACAAUGAGCCAGAAUAUGAAGAAACUCACAACAUAGUCAUUUUGCCUAGCUAUGUAACACUUCCUUUUCCAUCUGUGGAGUUGCCUGAGAAGGUAAGGUUGGCAGUUGAUUCUAUUUUACUGGCUGAGGGUGCUGAACGGAAAGAACAAGUUGCAGCCUGGACAGCUGAUAAGAAGCAAAAAAGUACAUAUGCAAUGGAGUUGCAGCAAAUUGGCAAUGUUGUUGUUCCCCCAUCUGGUUGGAAAUGUGCCAAGUGUGAUAAAACAGAUAAUCUAUGGUUAAAUCUUACUGAUGGAAUGAUCCUCUGUGGGAGGAAAAAUUGGGAUGGAACUGGUGGUAACAACCAUGCCGUUGAGCACUACAGGGAGACUGGCUAUCCUCUAGCUGUAAAGCUUGGGACAAUUACUUCUGAUCUUGAAGCUGCAGAUGUUUUCUCUUACCCAGAGGAUGAUAGCGUUAUAGACCCACAUCUAGCAGAGCAUUUGGCUUAUUUUGGUAUUGAUUUCUCAUCAUUGCAAAAGACUGAAAUGACAACUGCUGAAAGGGAGCUUGACCAGAAUACCAACUUUGAUUGGAAUAGAAUUCAAGAAAGUGGGCAGGAUGUGGAACCAAUUUUUGGACCAGGUUAUACAGGUCUUGUGAAUCUUGGAAACAGCUGCUACAUGGCAGCAACCAUGCAAGUUGUGUUUUCAACGCAGUCAUUUUGUAGACGAUAUUAUAUGAACCAAAACUUAAAAAUGGCUUUUGAGACAGCUCCAGCUGAUCCAACUGUAGACCUCAACAUGCAAUUAACAAAACUGGCACAUGGUUUGCUUUCUGGGAAAUAUUCUCUUCCAGCAUCAGAGAGAGAUGGAACUGCUACACCUUCAGUAAAAGAUGCUAAACAAGAAGGGAUUCCUCCUCGCAUGUUCAAAGCAGUUAUUGCAGCCAGUCAUCCUGAGUUUUCUACCAUGAGACAACAGGAUGCCUUGGAGUUCUUCCUUCAUUUUCUUGACCAAGUUGAACGUUCUAAUGCUGCAAAACCUGAACUGGAUCCCUCAAGGAGUUUCAAGUUUGGUGUUGAAGAUCGUAUCUUGUGUUCAUCUGGGAAGGUUGCUUAUAAUAAAAGGCUUGACUACAUUCUCUCUUUGAAUAUUCCACUGCACGAAGCUACUAAUAAACAAGAGCUGGAGGCUUUUAACAAAAUCAAAGCUGAAAAGAUGUCAGAGGGGAAGGAUGUAUCCAACGAUGAAAUUGUUCGUCCAAGGGUACCUCUAGAAGCAUGCUUAGCAAACUUUGCAGCUCCUGAGGAGAUACGCGAUUUCUAUAGCUCUGCAUUGAAGGCUAAGACAACAGCUCUCAAGACUGCUGGUUUAACUUCAUUCCCCGAUUAUUUGGUAUUGCACAUGAGGAAGUUUGUCAUGGAGGCAGGCUGGGUUCCUAAAAAGCUUGAUGUCUACAUAGAUGUUCCCGACAUCAUAGAUAUAAGCCAUAUGCGCAGCAAAGGCCUUCAACCUGGAGAAGAACUGUUGCCAGAGGCUGUUCCUGAGGGUGAGGUGGAAUCAAGUCAGCCUGUUGCCGAUGAUGCAAUUGUUGCCCAGCUUGCCUCAAUGGGGUUUAACCAGCUUCAUUGUCAGAAAGCUGCCAUAAACACUUCUAAUGCUGGUGUGGAAGAGGCCAUGAACUGGUUGCUUUCUCAUAUGGAUGAUCCAGAUAUCGAUGCUCCUAUCUCCCAUAGUGCGAAAGGUGCUGAGGCGUCUAUCGACCAGUCAGCCGUUGAUACUUUGGUCUCAUUUGGUUUUCAAGAAGAGAUUGCUCGAAUGGCAUUGAAGGCAUCGGGUGGCGACAUUGAAAAAGCAACAGAUUGGAUAUUUAGCAAUCCCAAUGCCUAUGCUUCUGCAUCAUCUAUGGGUACGGAUACCGCAAGCAACAGCACGCCUACUCCGGUUGAUGCAGGACUGCCCGACGGAGGAGGAAGAUACCGGCUUUUCGGGAUAGUGAGUCACAUCGGAACCUCGACUCAGUGCGGCCAUUAUGUCGCUCACAUCCUGAAAGAUGGUAGGUGGGUGAUAUUCAACGAUGAUAAGGUUGGUGCUUCAAUCAAUCCACCCAAGGACAUGGGUUACUUGUACUUCUUUGAGAGGAUCAAUGGCUGAAUUUCACUUGGGACACUUUAGGUACUCCUUUGGGUCUUUUAUAGAGGUGGCCAAUAACAUUGCACUUCCAUACAUUUUAAUCCCCAUGCUAUGAUUUUUUUUCCUUAAUACAAAUUCACAGUUUUUGUUUUCUUUC
Molecule: messenger RNA, 2781 nt
Organism: Hibiscus syriacus
Lineage: Eukaryota; Viridiplantae; Streptophyta; Magnoliopsida; Malvales; Malvaceae
Product: ubiquitin carboxyl-terminal hydrolase 14-like
Exons: 20
Coding region: 204-2645 (813 amino acids)
Biological process (GO): protein deubiquitination
Molecular function (GO): zinc ion binding; protein binding; cysteine-type deubiquitinase activity
Source: RefSeq, a predicted model, not a curated record